CAAUAUUUAUGUAUAUAAAUUUAUUUAAAGUGCAAUAAUAGAAAUUAAAUAAAAUUUGUGCCAUACCGGAUCGAGAAUUGUGACCUACAUAUAUACGGCUUAAAAUAUAAAAAAAAAAAUAAUAAAUUUUCAAAAUUAAUCGGAAUGAGUAGCAUCAUUGUUGUGGCCAACGAAACAGCGAGUACACCAGGCAGAACCAGUAAAACUAAAUUUGCAACAGCAGCUACACUAACAGCAACGAGUGCAACUUACAACGGCAAUGGUCACAUUGAUGACCGAUCUGAUGUAACUGAGCAAUUAUAUGUUGAUCCAAAUAUACAUUCUGAGUAUACCAAUGGGGAUUAUAUGUGCUGUCCAGCAUCACCAACAACAGUGCCAGCUAGAAGUAUAGCAGCAGAACAAACAGUACGUAUUAGGCCUAAACGUCAGCGUACUACGUCUAUAAAUAAUCAAACGACAACAGCAAAUCCAUCCGAAUGUAUUAUCCGUGCCAAUAAUCGCACUAUUUAUACUGCUGGUCGGCCGCCUUGGUACAACUGUGCCGGCCAGCAGGUGGAACCAUUUGUCAUUGGUAUAUGUGGUGGUAGUGCUUCUGGAAAGACUACAGUAGCGCAAAAGAUUAUCGAAAGCUUAGAUGUUCCUUGGGUAACGUUAUUAUCCAUGGACUGUUUUUAUAAGGUUUUAAAUCAUAAACAGCAUGAACUAGCUUUAGAGAAUGAAUACAACUUUGAUCAUCCUGAUGCGUUUGAUAUUGAUUUGCUGAUCACAGUACUGAAAAAAUUAAAAGAAGGACGUAAAGUGGAGGUACCAGUUUACAAUUUUGUUACACAUGGUAGAGAGUCGCAAACGAAAACUAUGUACGGUGCUAAUGUUAUUAUAUUUGAGGGUAUACUUACUUUUCAUAGUCAGGAAAUAUUAGAUUUACUGGAUAUGAAAAUAUUUGUGGAUACAGAUGCUGAUAUUCGGCUAGCUAGACGUUUAAAGAGAGAUAUAUCACAACGAGGACGUGAUUUGAAAGGCGUUCUCAAACAGUAUUUGACCAUGGUAAAACCAUCAUAUGCAAACUAUAUAGCACCAACCAUGGUACAUGCCGAUAUCAUAGUUCCUCGUGGUGGUGAAAAUAAAGUAGCAAUAUGUCUUAUAGUGCAACACGUUCACACACAACUGCAGUUGCGUGGUUUUAAACUUAGAGAGACUUUAGCAAAUUCCUAUAAAGAUCAACCAAUGCCUAAUUCAUUGCAUUUGAUAAGCCCAACACCACAAAUUAAGGGCUUACAUACAUUUAUACGUUGCAAAAACACAUCAAGGGAUGAGUUUAUAUUUUAUUCGAAAAGACUAAUACGCUUAGUCAUAGAAUACACACUAAGUCUAUUUCCUUUUAAGACCACAAUUGUGGAAACUCCGCAGGGAGUAUCAUAUGCUGGUCAACGGAUGUCCUCAAAAAAAAUUUGUGGUGUCUCAAUUUUGCGUGCCGGUGAAACCAUGGAACAAGCUAUAUGCGAUGUAUGUAAAGACAUACGUAUUGGCAAAAUUUUAAUACAAACAAAUCAAGUCACUGGCGAACCAGAAUUGUAUUAUCUGCGCUUACCUAAAGAUAUCAAAGACUAUAAAGUAAUACUAAUGGAUGCUACUGUAGCGACUGGUGCGGCUGCUAUGAUGGCUAUAAGAGUAUUGCUAGAUCAUGAUGUUCCCGAAGAAAAUAUUAUCCUCGCUUCUCUUUUAAUGGCCGAAAUAGGAGUACAUUCAAUUGCAUACGCUUUUCCACAGGUAAAAAUUGUAACUUCGGCUUUGGAUCCGGAGAUAAAUGACAAAUUUUAUGUGAUACCUGGUAUUGGCAAUUUCGGAGAUCGGUAUUUCGGUACUGAACCUUCUGAGGAUUAUUUUUAAUUUAAUGAAUGUGAAAUUAUUUAAUAAAUGUUUUAGUGUAAUUAAGUUAAAUAUACCAACGACUAUGUGAGUUUAUGCCUAUUAUUUUAAAAUAUA
Molecule: messenger RNA, 1983 nt
Organism: Teleopsis dalmanni
Lineage: Eukaryota; Metazoa; Arthropoda; Insecta; Diptera; Diopsidae
Product: uridine-cytidine kinase-like 1
Exons: 9
Coding region: 145-1887 (580 amino acids)
Cellular component (GO): cytoplasm
Molecular function (GO): ATP binding; kinase activity
Source: RefSeq, a predicted model, not a curated record